GCAAGAUGUUCUACUCGCACCAGCUCCUCGCCAAGAAGGCUCCUCUCGGGCAGAUAUGGAUGGCGGCUACUCUGCACGCCAAGUUGAACCGGAGGAAGCUCGACAAGCUCGAUAUCAUCAAAAUCUGUGAGGAGAUUCUGAAUCCGUCGGUUCCGAUGGCCCUGCGCCUCUCUGGCAUUCUCAUGGGCGGUGUUGUUAUCGUCUACGAGCGGAAGGUCAAGCUCCUCUACGACGAUGUCACGCGGCUACUGACAGAGAUCAAUGGAACAUGGAAGACGAAGACUGUUGCCGAUCCCACCAUCCUUCCGAAGGCAAAAGCUCAAGCCAAGUUCGAGGCGGUGACGCUGCCGGAGUGCGUGGACAUGGAUGUAGAACAGUCGAUGCUCCUCUCCGACGCCUCCGUAGCAGCCUCCAGAUUCCAACGCAUGCGAUUGGAUGAGGUGGAAGAACACUACAUUAACAUCGACAUUAGAAACGGUGAUCCACCAGACACCUAUCAUCAAGUUGAUGCUGAAAAUAUCACCCUAUUUGACGAUUUUGGAUCAGGACCACCAGAGGGUAACCAUUUUGAGAGGUUUGACAUAGGAGAAGAUGAGACACAGAUCAACUACACUCCUCAAGAGCAACCCCAUUUUCACAAUACUCAUAGACCCUCUCCGCCAGUAGACGAUGGACCCAAAAGCUCAAUGCCUCAUCAACUAAACACUUCAGAUGCAAACCAUCGUAUGAACGUGGAGGAACCGAAGGAAAAGGGAGAAGGUAUUCAACAACAACAGCAGGUUAAACAAAAUGCACGCAGAAAGCGUACCCAUCUAAUCCUGGAUGAGCAACUCAUGAUACCAGGCAACCACUAUCAAUCUUGGCUCCAGGACACUUCUGAUAUAGUGUCUAAAAGAGGAAGAACUGUUAGGUCUCAUAAUCCCAUUCGAUCCACAAAGAUAUCCAAGCUCAUGAACUUGCCACCAGUAGCUCUCAUUACUGGUUUAGAGAUGUUUCCUUCUCGAGUGCAUUUCCCUGCCCCUCUAAUUGAAUUGUGGAGGAAUUCUACAAUUUUAGGAGAUAAAUCACCUCCAGAAGAGAGACAUGAAGCACAUGAAUCUUUUCUAGAAGAAUUUCAGGCUGAAAUACCACUCAACCCUGAGUUCCAGGCUGAAGUCCCACCCAACAACGAAUUUCAAGCCGAAAUACAACCCAACCCCUUAGAGUUCUCCAUUGAGAAAGUCAGAGCAAACCUUGAAAAUUUGGAGUUCCAGGGAAUUGAUAAGUCAUUUAGUAGUGACCAUUUUGCUACUCCUGGGAGUCAAGGGCAGAGUUCAAAGUCUAUUCCUAGCUCUGGUUCUGGACAUUUCAUGCCAUUGGAACCUGAGAUACAAUUACAUUCUGGAAGGUCUAAAAGAAAGCAGAAUUCCUCAUCAACGACUAACUUUGGCAACCUUGAUCCAGUUGAAGAGGAGUCACCACUUCAGCAAGAUUUAAGAAGUUUCAAACUCAGAAGGAUAUCACAAUUAAGUCCAGCCCCUGAUGCUGAACUACUGGAGGAAACCGGACCAACUCAAACCCCAGUUCCUCCAUCUAGUACUUCGAUCGACCACACUACUGAAUUGAUCCGGACGCAUCUCAAGUUGCAUUUUGAUACGCCAGGAGCCCCACAGUCUGAAUCAUUGAACCAGUUAGCUUUAGGAAUGAACAAGAAAACAGCUGCUCUACUCUUUUACCAAACUUGCGUUCUCGCCACCUUUGACUUCAUCAAGGUGGAACAACAUGUAGCAUAUGGGGACAUACUGAUCUCAAGAGGGCCUAAGAUGUAGCUAACCUGACAUAUACUUUUGGAAGUCAACGAGCAAGGUGGAAAGUUGAUAAUGGUAUUACAAACAGUGUCUCAGCUUUACAUCUCACGUAUCUAACAGUA
Messenger RNA from Zingiber officinale, 1909 nucleotides. Its product is annotated as sister chromatid cohesion 1 protein 1-like. Gene Ontology annotation, biological process: replication-born double-strand break repair via sister chromatid exchange; synaptonemal complex assembly; mitotic sister chromatid cohesion. Gene Ontology annotation, cellular component: synaptonemal complex; cohesin complex. Lineage: Eukaryota; Viridiplantae; Streptophyta; Magnoliopsida; Zingiberales; Zingiberaceae. The record is from RefSeq and is a predicted model, not a curated record. Bases 6 to 1808 code for a protein of 600 amino acids. The transcript has 20 exons. Gene Ontology annotation, molecular function: protein binding; chromatin binding.